AUGGAUAAGUUAUCUGAGGAAUUUAUCGAGUUUCAACUGCUCCAUGAUGAAAAUAUACCCAAACAAAUUUGGGAUCAAGCCACAGUUAAAGUGGACGCUGAAAAUGACAAGUUUUACCACCGGAUGGACAUCAUUUGGCAUUACCUUUCAUCACUGAAGGCCCCAGAUCAUACUGCUUGCUUUUCAAGACUUUCCAGGAUAGCUAUGCUAGCACUUUUAAUCCCGCAUUCUAACGCCCAAGAAGAGCGUAUUUUCUCCAUGGUUCGUAAAAACAAAACUGCGUUCCGGCCUAAUCUUGAUCCCAGGGGAACAUUAUCAAGCAUCCUGACUAUCAAACUUGCUAAUGACGUGCCAGCCCAUCAAUUUGAGCCAACGAAAGAGCUUCUGAAGACAGCAAAAUCCGCAACAUGGAAUUACAACAAAGAACACUCUAACAAAUAG
Molecule: messenger RNA, 441 nt
Organism: Paramuricea clavata
Lineage: Eukaryota; Metazoa; Cnidaria; Anthozoa; Malacalcyonacea; Plexauridae
Source: the annotation of a GenBank genome assembly